AUGCCUUCUUUCAUCUCCGUAAAAGGAAGAGGAUCAUAUCUAAAGGGAUGCAAUAUACGUCGAGGGCUACAAGUUAUAAAAUGUCAGAACUAUCAAGAUGAAGGGAGAUCCAUCGACAUGGUAGAUGAGAAUUUGAAAGUUCUAAAGGAGAGAAUAGAAAUGGUGAAGGUAAAGGAGAGAUUGGAAAGGUGUUGCAAAUGUCAACAAGGGUGGAAUUAUGGCCCAGUUUCUGAUCACAAAACCAAAAGAAACAAGGAUUUGUCCAGCUUAAUAGAGUUGACAGGUUUAGUUUGUGGGACUCUUGGUUUUACCUGCUUUGGUGGAACACUUCUUCUAUGCCUUGUUUCCAUGCUUGUUCAUCUCCAAUUAUGA
Molecule: messenger RNA, 372 nt
Organism: Gastrolobium bilobum
Lineage: Eukaryota; Viridiplantae; Streptophyta; Magnoliopsida; Fabales; Fabaceae
Exons: 2
Coding region: 1-372 (123 amino acids)
Source: RefSeq, a predicted model, not a curated record